AACACUUAGACCUCGAGUCGGAACGCUAUUGACAGCUGCCAAAAUGAGGUAAAAGCAGUUAGACCUACCUGUCCUUUCCCAUGACAUCCUUCAUUAUUGGCGCACAUGCCAACCGCAGUAUACCAACAGAAUGGAGGGACGAUGCAGAUCGCAAUUGCCCAUUCUGCCGUAUUAUCGCAGGCGAAAUGCCCUCGACGCGUCUGUAUGAGGAUGAUAAGGUCAUAGCUAUUCUAGAUAUCCUGCCCUUGAGACGUGGGCACACUCUUAUUAUACCCAAGGCCCAUCAUUCGCGCGUGUCGGAAUUGCCCUUAGAAUAUGCCAGUGCAGUGGGGCAGGCUGUGACGAAAGUGGCGAAUGGACUGACGAAAGUGUUGGGUAAUACUGCGCUCAAUGUGGUGUGCAAUCAGGAGUAUGCGCAAGCAGUGCCACACGUUCACUACCACAUCAUUCCCGCCCCGUCACUUAACUCGAGCGCAAGAGUAGAACCAUCUGAGAAACCGAAGGAGAAUGACAUACCUCUAAGCCGGCGGGAGAUGCACCAGCGAGAAUUUGAGUCGAGGGAGGAGCUCGAUGAGGAUGAAGGGAAGGCCUUGGCUGUGAGGAUACGAGCCAGUCUAUAAUGGUACGGGAAAACGUCCGUCUCAUCUAGCAUUUGAAACAUACCUUAAUCUUAUUGUACUGCUGAUGUUUAUCCCCUCAGACUCUUGCUGCUAUCAUGUUGGUAACACUCCCGAUAGCUUAAGUAUGUACCGGCCAUCUUUGACGAUUGAUUUAUAC
Suillus plorans is the source of this 777-nucleotide messenger RNA. Its product is annotated as HIT-like protein. Gene Ontology annotation, biological process: nucleotide metabolic process. NCBI's taxonomy places the organism in Eukaryota, Fungi, Basidiomycota, Agaricomycetes, Boletales, Suillaceae. Gene Ontology annotation, molecular function: catalytic activity. The record is from RefSeq and is a predicted model, not a curated record. The coding region runs from base 81 to 620 and encodes 179 amino acids. The transcript has 4 exons.